GCGUGAGAAAGGGAGGCGGAAUGCCUUGGGAGGGGCCUGCCCCGCCGCGGUAUAAAACCCUCGCCAGGCCCAGGUCUGGUAUCACUUCACUCGCAAGUAAUCAGCACUCAGCAACCAUGUACAAGCUCUUUGUUCUCGCCGCCGUCCUGGCCGUCGCCGCCGCCGGAAACAUCCUCCCCUACCCCUACGCUGGCGCCUACGCCGGCUACGCCGCUCACCCUCUGGCCUACUCCGCCAACCUCGCCGCCCCCUACGCCUACUCUGCUCCCAUCGCCGCCCCCGUCGCCUACUCUGCUGCCGCCCCCCUGGCCUACUCUGCCGCCGCCAUCCCCGCCCCCGUGGCCUACACCAGCGGAUACAAGGUCUCUUACGCCACCGAGCCCGUCGAGCAGCACGGCUACAAGAUCGCCUACUAAUUUCACUUCCAUCCAAACAUUUUCCGCUCAAAUGCCACCUAGAGCGAUGCAGACUGUUUAAUUUAAUAAAUUUAUUUGUGACUCUCAUCUGAAA
Messenger RNA from Neocloeon triangulifer, 510 nucleotides. Its product is annotated as vitelline membrane protein Vm34Ca-like. NCBI's taxonomy places the organism in Eukaryota, Metazoa, Arthropoda, Insecta, Ephemeroptera, Baetidae. Bases 21 to 416 code for a protein of 131 amino acids. The record is from RefSeq and is a predicted model, not a curated record. The transcript is spliced from 2 exons.